AUGCUUGGGAAAAGCUGCCACGUACCUGUUGAGUUGGAGUAUAAGGCUCUUUGGACUGUCAAGUUUCUCAACUUUGACAGCAAGACAGCUCAAGAAAAGAGGCUUUUACAGCUCCAUGAGCUAGAGGAGAUCAGGUUGAAUGCUUAUGAGAGCUCAAAGAUCUACAAAGAGACGACCAAAACUUUGCAUGACAAGAAGGUCAUGAAGAGGGAGUUCAAAGAAGGAGACCUUGUGUUGCUGUUUAACUCAAGGCUCAAGCUGUUCCCAUGCAAGUUAAUGUCAAGGUUGUCUGGUACCUUCAAGAACUUGCAAGUGAGGAGCUAUGGAACCAUUGAACUUGAGGGAAAGAAUGGUAACAGCCUUGUGGUGAAUGGACAAAGGCUCAAACACUAUUUGGCAAGUGAAAUCAAAGAGAGAGCUACCACAAUCUCUCUUGAUGAUACCCAAACCCAGUCUAUAAGUGUUCAGGAGUUGUCUAAAGACCAAGGAAUGGUGCCAAAGGGAAGGAAAAGACAUGCUGCACCAAGUUAA
Molecule: messenger RNA, 531 nt
Organism: Eutrema salsugineum
Lineage: Eukaryota; Viridiplantae; Streptophyta; Magnoliopsida; Brassicales; Brassicaceae
Exons: 2
Coding region: 1-531 (176 amino acids)
Source: RefSeq, a predicted model, not a curated record